UCGGCUGGCCGGGCUCUAGGCUGAGCGCAGGAUGCACCCGGGGGCUGCAGCUCUCGGCCGCGGAGCGAGGCCCCGGGGCCGUGCCGGGAGCACCACGCCCUCCCCGGGGAACCUCACAGGCACCUGCGCUCGACUGCAGCCACCCCCACGAGGCACCCUCCAAGUCCUCCGUGGAAAUGGCACUGCUGUGGGGACCGUGCUCGUGUUCCACUGUCCCUCUGGCCACCAGAUGGUGGGGUCUGGCCUGCUCACCUGUGCCUGGAGGGGCAUCGUUGCCGAGUGGUCUUCAGGGGUCCCUGUGUGCAAGGCCGUGCCACCCCAUGAGACCUUCGGCUUCAAGGUGGCCGUGAUCGCCUCCAUCGUGAGCUGCGCCAUCAUCCUGCUCAUGUCCGUGGCCUUCCUCACCUGCUGCCUCCUCAAGUGUGUGAAGAGGAGUGAACAGCGGCGCUCCAGCAGGACAACCCAGAUGUGGUACCAGCUGAGAGGCGAGGACCUGGAGACGGUGCAGGCUGCAUACCUAGGCCUUAAGGGGAACUACAACAACAGCAGCAGUGGCGGUGGUGGCAAGCCUGAAGGCCGGCUCAGCCAGGCACAUGACAACCGCAGCUUCACUACAGACUUCAAUGAAAGCAUCCGAGAGCUGGCUGGUGUGACCCCUGGCCUGGACAAAGAUCCCUGGAUCCUCGAGCCUGGUGCCCUAAGUCCCAGUGGCCCUUCCAGCUCCCCACAUGCCCGCGUGGUUGUCCACACAGUGAAUCCAGGAAAGACCCUGCCUACCUCCAUGUUUACCGCAGGGAUGGCCACUCAACCCGCAGCAAAUCGACCAGGGUGACCCUGCCAUCCAGUCACCCAUGACUCCACAUGUAUCUGCCCUGGAACUGGCCCAUGGAAUCAGCCUCCAGCUGUAAGGAACCCAAGAGGCCCUUCAGGGAACGCUAUAUCUGGAAGGAGCCAGGCUGUAGGAAUUGCACAGUAAUGACUCACUUGAGCCAGCUGCUAAGGUUAAGUGCCACCGCAGCCUCCCUCCAGUCAGGGUUCCUCUAAAAAGACUGGGAGACUUCAGCAGCUAAAGUUUUGCACAGUAAAAUAAGAAAACAACAAUAAACUUCCUUUUAGCAACUUCA
Octodon degus (degu) is the source of this 1124-nucleotide messenger RNA. It is a transcript of the gene Susd3, whose product is annotated as sushi domain containing 3. Lineage: Eukaryota; Metazoa; Chordata; Mammalia; Rodentia; Octodontidae. Gene Ontology annotation, cellular component: plasma membrane. The coding region runs from base 32 to 832 and encodes 266 amino acids. The record is from RefSeq and is a predicted model, not a curated record. The transcript is spliced from 5 exons.